AUGAAAGGAAAGCGUUUGAACAAGAGUGCAGUGAUCGAAAUGUAUGGAAAGUACGUGGGCGCCUACGGCAGGUUUGCUUUGCACCCUGAAAACCUGGGAGCUGGAGGAGGGAAUGACAUUCAGUGGUGUUUUUCUCAGGUGAAAGGGGCGGUAGAUGAUGAUGUUGCAGAAGCAGACAUAAUUUCUACGGUAGAAUUUAACCAUUCUGGAGAAUUACUAGCAACGGGUGAUAAAGGCGGUAGAGUCGUCAUCUUUCAACAGGAGCAAGAGAACAAAACUCCGUCUCGCAGCAGAGGAGAAUACAAUGUUUACAGUACCUUCCAGAGCCAUGAGCCAGAGUUUGAUUACUUGAAAAGUUUAGAAAUCGAAGAGAAGAUCAACAAAAUUAGGUGGUUGCCCCAGAAAAAUGCUGCUCAGUUUUUAUUAUCUACUAAUGAUAAAACAAUAAAAUUAUGGAAAAUUAGCGAAAGGGACAAAAGACCAGAGGGGUAUAACUUGAAGGAGGAAGAUGGAAGGUAUAGAGACCCUACUACAGUGACUACACUACGGGUGCCCGUGUUCAGGCCCAUGGAUCUGAUGGUAGAGGCCAGUCCCCGGAGGAUAUUUGCCAACGCUCACACGUACCACAUCAACUCCAUCUCCAUCAACAGUGACUAUGAAACGUACCUGUCUGCUGACGAUUUGAGGAUUAAUCUCUGGCACCUUGAAAUUACAGACAGAAGUUUUAACAUCGUGGACAUCAAGCCCGCCAACAUGGAAGAGCUGACGGAGGUGAUCACCGCCGCCGAGUUCCACCCCAACAGCUGCAGCACCUUCGUCUACAGCAGCAGCAAAGGGACCAUCCGGUUGUGCGAUAUGCGAGCCUCCGCCCUCUGCGACAGGCACUCGAAGCUGUUUGAGGAACCGGAAGAUCCCAGUAACAGAUCAUUUUUCUCUGAAAUCAUCUCCUCCAUUUCCGACGUCAAAUUCAGCCACAGUGGUCGCUAUAUGAUGACGAGAGAUUAUCUGUCGGUGAAAAUCUGGGACUUGAAUAUGGAAAACAGACCUGUGGAAACCUAUCAGGUGCAUGAAUACCUCAGAAGCAAACUUUGCUCACUUUAUGAAAAUGACUGCAUUUUUGACAAAUUUGAGUGUUGUUGGAAUGGGUCUGACAGCGUCGUGAUGACGGGCUCGUACAAUAAUUUCUUCAGAAUGUUCGAUAGAAACACGAAGCGCGACAUCACCCUAGAAGCCUCGAGAGAAAACAACAAGCCGCGCACCGUCCUGAAGCCCCGCAAAGUCUGCGCCAGCGGCAAGCGGAAGAAGGACGAGAUCAGCGUCGACAGCCUAGACUUCAACAAGAAGAUUCUGCACACUGCCUGGCACCCCAAGGAGAACAUCAUCGCCGUAGCUACCACAAACAACCUGUAUAUAUUUCAAGACAAAGUGAAUUAGGGUUGGCGUCCCACGCAGAAGAGUCCACGUCCGGCAUAGUUGAGAUAGUUGAAUCUAGCAUUUGUAUCUGUGCGUGAGUGAGAGAGAGAGAGAGAGAGAGAGUGAGAGACUGAGAGACAGAGAGAGGCAGAGAGAGAGAGAGAGAGAGGCAGGCUCACUGAGGCGCCCCUUUCCAAGUGUGUAAAAAUGUGCCAUGUGACAACACACUUUUCGAGCUCCAUGGAGAAAGCCCCGAGGUUUGAUUAAUCGCCGCGCUGUUCUCCAUGUCUGCCAGCCAGUUAGGUGAAGGUAGGGCAGGGCACUUUUUAAUUUAAAUGACUACUUGCACCAUCUUGCCUAAUGGACUAGAUUGGACUGUAUCAACAUUGGUUUACUCCACUUUUUAUGCCUUCCAUUGUGAUGACGUCAAACACAGUGAAAGCCUUCAGUCAUGCUAUGGGAUUUAAUUGUGUAACUUCAUUACUGUAUCAUUUGUGGCCCUUUUUUAUUAAAUACAGCUCAUUCUUACUGUG
This is a messenger RNA of Tachyglossus aculeatus (Australian echidna), 1946 nucleotides long. RefSeq names its product protein phosphatase 2 regulatory subunit Balpha (gene PPP2R2A). Bases 1 to 1434 code for a protein of 477 amino acids. Gene Ontology annotation, biological process: peptidyl-serine dephosphorylation. The transcript is spliced from 10 exons. The record is from RefSeq and is a predicted model, not a curated record. Lineage: Eukaryota; Metazoa; Chordata; Mammalia; Monotremata; Tachyglossidae. Gene Ontology annotation, cellular component: protein phosphatase type 2A complex; cytosol. Gene Ontology annotation, molecular function: protein phosphatase regulator activity; protein binding.